Molecule: messenger RNA, 1185 nt
Organism: Striga hermonthica
Lineage: Eukaryota; Viridiplantae; Streptophyta; Magnoliopsida; Lamiales; Orobanchaceae
Source: the annotation of a GenBank genome assembly
AUGAAUUAUCGUUCUUUUUAUGAGACCCGAGAGUAUUAUCAAUUGGUUUGCACUCUUUUCUCGGAGGAAUCUUUGCUUAUCCACGGCGGAGAGCAUGCAUUAUUAUCAUCGUCGUCUAACUAUCUCGACUUUAUGCCUAAACUCAUGGUCAUAAUGGCAUCGUGCAACGACUUGUUGCUCGUGACCCCUGAUACCCGCUUUUAUGAGCCCCGUUAUAAAUCGAGUCAGAGGUACUACAUUUGUAACCCACUAACUAAAAAGUGGUUCCCCAUUCCAAGAGAAUGCCCUCUUGGAAACAGGAUUGGUUUCGCACUGAUAUGCAACGAGCCCUCUCCUAAUGCUAGGUACUCGUACAAGGUGGUAUCUCUCGACCGUGCAAUCUUGACUGAUGAUUCGGGAGAAGCCAUUGCCGAAAACUACAAACUAGUAGUGUUUGUGUUUUGCUCUGAGUCGGUGCAAUGGACCAGAUCUUCCUUCUUGCUUCCUACUCGCCCAACAAUGGACCACACCGAAAUGGCCAAUCUCGUUUCGUGCAAUGGGAUUCUGUACUGGAUGGACGGUUUAUACAACUUCGACCGCAUUGUUUCUUUAAAUUUAGCCGAUAAUCGGUGUGUUGUAAUCUACUUCCCGGACAUUGUGCGUGAAAACACCGCGGGUGACACGCCCGACUCGAGGGUCCACAUUGGUGCCGUGAGGGGUGAGCUGAGGUUGUUGCACGUUUUGAGGGCCGGGCAAGGACCGAAAUGCUUCGUUGUGAGGGUUUGGGAAUUGGACCGUGGGGAUAACACAUGGGCGUUGGUUGGUGAGAGGGAGUUGAAGUUCCCGGAUGCAGUCGCUGCUGAUGGUGACAGGCAUACGGUUGUUGCUGCCAUUUUUCACCCGAAAGAUUGUGACUCGAUUUUUGUCAUGUGCGGAAAGAGUGUUUACGAGUGUGGGGUUUCGAAGGACACGUGUCGCAAGCUCGGUGAGCUUCAGGAAUCUGUAGGGGACGAGGGUCUCGCGUCCUUUGUUCUCAUGCAUCCACCUUGGCCCACGGUUUUGGAAGCCGAGAAGUGGGCUUCAAAGGAAAACGGGUGUGGCACAUUGAGGGAUGUCGAGUUUCACGAUGAUGGGGUUGUGAGAUUUAGCUGCCCGAUCGAGGGGCAUCCGAUCUUGAAGGUUCUAGAAGCUUUGAGAGAUAAAUGA